AUGGCUGAUCGUGGAACUGAAACAAAAGGAAGUGGUAUAUGGUACUGGAAAUCGAAUCCUGAUCCGUGGUCAGAAACCCAAUAUGCACAGUGGACAACAUUUUUUGGCAUUGAAAACGAAAUAAUCGAACGAGCUUAUCUGAACAAGAUUGGACAUGCAUCACUUGAAAAUUACAUCAUUGACUUUACAGAUAUGGUUCAAGUACAUAGAAAAGAGAAACAUAAGAAGAGACCGGUCAAGCGAGAUAUUCUAUCAACGGUGAACAGCGAUGACUGUGUUCUAGGCCCGGGCCUGCUUUCGCCUGGUGAACCAGGAGAAGUUUGUCGGGUGGUUUGGGAGUGGGCCAAACAAGAAAAUGACUCGUGUCACAUUCUAAAGGAAGAGAAUGCGGCGGAAAUCAUUGAUAAAGCAGCGGACGGCAUCCUGGUAGAAGGAAAACUUUUGAAGCGUGAAGCUGAAGGAAGACAGUUUGCAGAUGGGUUGAAGACAAUGAAAGGAAAAAGUUUAGAUGAACUGAGUGUUUGUUGUGUUGCAUUGUAUGCCACGGAAUCUUUCAUGUACAAACUGGUGACUAGAACACUGCAAGAGGAUGACCUAUCUAAAAUUACUACGAUAGGACCCUUUGGCUUUCUCUUGAACAAUGCUCUUUGGAGAUUACGUUCCACUGGUAACUUCACAGUAUAUCGAGGAGUUAAUAUGGACAGAAUCAAGUUAGUUGAGUAUAAAUCGCACAUUGGCAAAGUGUGA
Messenger RNA from Didymodactylos carnosus, 747 nucleotides. The record is from the annotation of a GenBank genome assembly. NCBI's taxonomy places the organism in Eukaryota, Metazoa, Rotifera, Eurotatoria, Philodinida, Philodinidae.